Messenger RNA from Cricetulus griseus (Chinese hamster), 720 nucleotides. The record is from RefSeq and is a predicted model, not a curated record. Lineage: Eukaryota; Metazoa; Chordata; Mammalia; Rodentia; Cricetidae.
AUGAAGAAUGGAACAGUCAUUCUUUCUGUGCUCAAGUUUUCAGAACAGAAUUCCAGAAGCAGCUGGGUGGGCACCACGGCCGGGAUCACCACCAUCGAGGCGGUGAAGCGCAAGAUCCAGGUUCUGCAGCAGCAGGCGGAUGAUGCCAAGGAGAGGGCCGAGCGCCUCCAGCGGGAAGUGGAGGGAGAAAGGCUGGCCCGGGAGCAGGCCGAAACUGAGGUGGCCUCCUUGAACCAUAGGAUCCAGCUGGUUGAAGAAGAAAACCGAGCUCUAAAAAAAAAUGAGGAAAGGCUGGAACUCCAGGAAUUCCAGCUAAAGGAAGCCAAGCACAUUGCAGAAGAGGCAGAUAGGAAGUAUGAAGAGGUGGCUCGUAAGUUGGUGAUUAUUGAAGGAGACUUGGAACGCACGGAGGAACGAGCCGAGCUGGCAGAGUCCCGUUGCCGAGAGAUGGAUGAGCAGAUCAGACUGAUGGACCAGAAGUGUCUGAGUGCUGCUGAAGAAAAGUAUUCUCAAAAAGAAGACAAGUAUGAAGAGGAAGUAAAGAUUCUCACUGACAAACUCAAGGAGGCAGAGACUCGUGCCGAGUUUGCUGAAAGAUCCGUAGCCAAACUGGAAAAGACCAUCAAUGAGUUGGAAGAUAAGCUGAAAUGCACCAAAGAGGAGCAUCUCUGUACACAAAGGAUUCUGGACCAGACCCUGCUGGUCCUGAACGACAUGUAG